Messenger RNA from Salvia splendens (bonfire salvia), 2908 nucleotides. RefSeq names its product probable receptor-like serine/threonine-protein kinase At5g57670. The record is from RefSeq and is a predicted model, not a curated record. Gene Ontology annotation, biological process: protein phosphorylation. Gene Ontology annotation, molecular function: protein kinase activity; ATP binding. The coding region runs from base 336 to 2612 and encodes 758 amino acids. NCBI's taxonomy places the organism in Eukaryota, Viridiplantae, Streptophyta, Magnoliopsida, Lamiales, Lamiaceae. The transcript has 10 exons.
GCCCAUUUGAAGGCCGAAAAGCAAAGUAUGCAAAUCAUAAUAACACAACCAAAGAAAUGCACCAAUAGCUUCUAAAUCCAAACCAAUUUCUUUUAUUUUAGUUGGGAAAGAAGCAUAUGAUCUACUGAGCUCUGACAUCCAACAUAUGCUCAAAUCUUGGAAAACAAACCAAAAAAACUACUCCAAAAUUUCAGUUACAUACGAAUAACCACCGCAAGAUUCCACCUUUCCUCACAAUCACACAUAUAUAAGUAAUCCCUUCUCUCUCUACAUGAGUCUUGCGAUUCCUUCCGUGGCUGAGACAUAAUCACACCCUCUUUCCCAACACUGCUCCGAUGGUGGCUGCCGCCGCCGAAGACUGCUCCGGCGGGCGCACGGUGGUGGUGGGCGUCAAGUUCGACUCCUACAGCAGGGAGCUCCUCACGUGGGCUCUCGUCAAAGUCGCCCACGCCGGUGAUCGCGUCAUCGCUCUUCAUGUUCUCAAGAACAACGAAAUUGUUGAUCGUGAUGGAAAAUCAUCCCUUCUCUCUCUAGUUAAAGCUUUUGAUUCAAUUCUUGAAGUUUAUGAAGGAUUCUGUAAUUUGAAGCAGGUUGAUCUCAAACUAAAGAUAUGCAGAGGUUCUUCGAUUCAGAAAAUCCUCGUUCGUGAAGCUAAAUCUUACUAUGCGUCCGAGGUUAUAGUGGGAACGGCUCAAACUCAUCACACGAUUCGUUCCUCAGCUUCUGUCGCUAAAUACUGUGCAAAGAAACUGUCAAAGGAAUGUUCUGUGUUGGCUGUGAACAAUGGGAAGGUUGUGUUUCACCGCGAAUCCUGUUUGGAAGCGUCACGUGUUAGUGUCAAAGAACUCGAACAUAAUCGUAGGAAUGGUUUACUUUCUGCUCUGCAAAGAUCGUUCAACAAGAACAUCAAAGUGCUUAACGAAGGUGGUGAUCCAAUUAAACCAAUGCUGCUGACAUGGGGAGAAGGUGGCUGUGGUAAAACAGACUCGGUUGAGCAGAAAUGCUCGAUUUGCACGCCAGAUUCAGUGACGUGGCAUGAGUCGUGCAGGGAGGCAGGUGAGGUGCCUCCAAGGGAUGAAGGUGAGAGGGAUAUGGAUUCUUCGUUGGCGAUUGUUCCAGUGAAGGAGCAGGAGGUUGCGUCCGGUUCAGUGUCAUUGCUGCUAAAGGGAUUGUCUGAAGUGAAGCCUGGUUGGCCGCUUCUUCGCCAUGCCAUGGUUCGUGACACGAGCUCUUCACAGAUUCAGCAAGUGAGGCAGAUCUCCGUGGUUCAGUGGGCGAUGAGGCUACCGAGUAGAUAUGGAUUGUUUAUCGAGAAUUCGACUAGGAAAGACUCUGACUCCUCAAAUCAUGACCAAGAUCAUCAACUAGAUGGAGAGAGUGGUGCAAUUGUUCCUGUUGGGAAUGAGUCCGUGUCUGUUCCAUCCAGCCCCGACUGCCUUUCAAGGCCCUUGCCGGAGGAGCUGAAGGGCCUUCACGAGAAGUACUCAGCCACGUGCAGACUGUUUAAGUUCAGGGAACUUGAGCUAGCUACCUCCAACUUCAGAAAAGGAAAUAUAAUAGGUAAAGGAGGCAGUAGUCAGGUCUAUCGAGGCUGCCUUCCCGACGGGAAGGAGCUUGCCUUGAAGAUCUUGAACCCUUCCGAGACUGCUCUGAAGGAGUUUGUCCUAGAAAUCGAGAUCAUCACCGCAAUACAUCACAAAAACAUAAUCUCACUCUUUGGAUUCUGUUUUGAAGGCAAUCAUCUUCUCUUGGUGUAUGAUUUUCUAUCAAGAGGAAGCCUUGAAGAUAAUCUUCAUGGUGACAAGAAGGAUCCGUUCUCGUUUGGGUGGAACGAGAGGUAUAGGGUCGCUAUAGGCGUGGCUGAGGCUUUGGAGUAUCUCCACAACAGAGAAGGGCAGCCUGUGAUCCACAGAGAUGUUAAGUCAUCAAACAUACUUCUAUUCGACGAUUUCGAGCCUCAGCUUUCCGACUUUGGGCUUGCUAAAUGGGCAUCACCGAAUUCAACUCACAUAACGUGCUCUGACGUUGCUGGCACGUUCGGAUAUUUGGCUCCUGAGUAUUUCAUGUAUGGGAAGGUAAAUGAGAAGAUAGACGUCUACGCCUAUGGAGUAGUUCUUCUUGAGCUUCUCUCGGGGAGGAAACCGAUAAGCAGCAACUGCCUGAAAGGACAAGAGAGCCUUGUUAUGUGGGCGAAGCCAAUUCUGACAUCGGGCAAGUUCACCACGUUGCUUGAUCCGAACCUAGGAAGCAACUAUGAUGAUGAUCAAGUGGAGAGGAUGAUUCUAGCUGCGUCGCUCUGCAUCAGACGUGCACCACGUGCUCGACCCCAAAUGGGCCAAGUUUUGAAGCUUCUCCGAGGCGAUCAUGAGGCCGUGAAGUGGGCUAGACUGCAAGUGAACGCUUCUGAAGGGCCGGUCCACAGCAAUUCCGUGGAAGGGUGUGAUGCAAUAGACGACGAAACCAUGUCGCAAUCCAAUUCUAUGCAGUCCCACCUCGACCUUGCAAUGCUAGGCGUGGAGGAGGACUUGCUCUCCGUGAGUAGCAUCGAGCAGAGGGUUUCCUUGGAAGAUUAUCUACGAGGCAGGUGGAGUCGCUCUUCCAGCCUUGACUAACCGUGUUUUCUUGCAAAAUGCAAUGAGAACAAAGGGGAAAGGAACUCUAGUAGUGUGUGUGUGUGUGUGUUUUGUUUGAUGGUUGUAUGUUGGCAUUUGUUACUCAUGGUGAAUGUGGGCUUGGAUGUGAGGUUUGUUUGUAGUUUUGUCCUCCUCCUCCUCCUUCCCUUAGUAGUUGUGAGAGUGAAGCCAUUCUUUUUUUGUUUUUUUUAAUCAGAAUAUUUAGGUUUUGAUUCGGAAAAACCAUCUAAGUGUACUACAUAAUAAUAAUAAUGUGGUCAUAUUCUUCUUCUAGA